Messenger RNA from Bradysia coprophila, 3911 nucleotides. RefSeq lists its product as uncharacterized. NCBI's taxonomy places the organism in Eukaryota, Metazoa, Arthropoda, Insecta, Diptera, Sciaridae. The record is from RefSeq and is a predicted model, not a curated record. Gene Ontology annotation, cellular component: extracellular region. Gene Ontology annotation, molecular function: chitin binding.
ACAGAAUAUUUGGUAAACAAAACCAUCGGUCCAUUCGACCCGAGUGCAUUUAAAGUCUUCAGACCUAUUGCGAAAUCAUGAUAUCAAUCCAAACUCUCAGCAUAUCGACACAAUCUAAAUUAUUGGCAACGAAAUAUUGACAAAGAAAAACGUCCUACGACGCGUCGGUUGCAGUAUAUUUUAAAUGCGACAAUUGUUUCAGUUAUAUUUUUCUACGUAGAAAAAUAUAUCUUGAAAUUGUAAAUAAUAUGUUCCAGGCUAUCAUCUGGACAUUGCUUAUUUUUAUCGACAUAGGUGAAUCGGCAGCGGUAUUGAAGAAUUGUGAUGAUUUUUCGUACUAUGAUUACAAUUACGACAUAUGCCGACUGACUGAAGGUCGUGGCGAAGCAAUUCAUUUGGAUAAUGAGGUCGUAUGUGCUGAUGGAUUUAUUGGUCAGCGGCAAUACGCCGGUUCCGAAAAACUUUAUUAUCUAUGUACCAGAGACGGAGUUUAUAUUGGUCUAUGUCCCGGAGACGAGAUUUAUAACAACGAAACGAAACAAUGCGAGCAAGUGUUUAAAACAAAGAAGCACUACGUCGAUCAUCAAAAUAUUUACAAUCUGCCACCGUGUACGCGCGACGGUCGAUGGGCUAUCACACAAGAUGUCACUCGUUUCUACACUUGUACGAAAAAUGGUAAUGAAUACGACCAACGCAUAUAUCAGUGUGUACAGGGAAAGCAGUAUUGUCCGGUUUUAAGAGAUUGUACCAGUCACCCUGUGAAAAACGUUCACAAGAUAAUUAAGUCAGAGGAAAAGACCAAAAAACCUAAAAGCCCAUAUCCACCGUGUCCAAAACCUGGCAUUUUUAGAACACCUGAUGAUUGCACGGCAUACAUGCAUUGUAAGUACGACCCGUCUUCAGGACUCUACAUACAGCAUCAAUUUGUGUGCCCAGACGGAAUGGCUUUCGAUACAAAAUCAAAGAACUGCGUACCGAAAAAUAAGGUUGACUGCCGCAAAAUCACAAUACAAGAAUGUGUCAAGCUUUAUGAAGAAACUCUUCCAACUAAUCCAACAAACAGUGAUACAACGACUUCCAGUCCAAGUGGAGAAAUAUCGACUUCCAGUCCAGGUGGUGAGGUAUCAACAUCCAGACCAGAUGGAGAACUUUCGACUUCCAGUCCAGGUGGUGAAAUAUCGACUUCCAGUCCAGGUGGUGAAAUAUCGACUUCCAGUUCAAGUGGUGAAGUAUCGACUUCCAGUCCAGACGGUGAAGUAUCGACAUCUGGUCCAGACGGUGAAAUAUCGACUUCGAUUCCAAAUGGAGAAGUAUCGACAUCUGAACCAGGCGGUGAAGUAUCGACUUCGAUUCCAAAUGGAGAAGUAUCGACAUCUGGUACAGACGGUGAAAUAUCGACAUCUGGUCCAGACAGUGAAGUAUCGACUUCGAUUCCAAACGGAGAAGUAUCGACAUCUGAACCAGGCGGUGAAGUAUCGACAUCUGGUCCAGACGGUGAAAUAUCGACUUCGAUUCCAAAUGGAGAAGUAUCGACAUCUGAACCAGGCGGUGAAGUAUCGACUUCGAUUCCAAAUGGAGAAGUAUCGACAUCUGGUCCAGACGGUGAAGUAUCGACAUCUGGUCCAGACGGUGAAGUAUCGACUUCAAUUCCAAAUGGAGAAGUAUCGACAUCUGAACCAGGCGGUGAAGUAUCGACAUCUGGUCCAGACGGUGAAGUAUCGACUUCAAUUCCAAAUGGAGAAGUAUCGACAUCUGAACCAGGCGGUGAAAUAUCGACUUCGAUUCCAAAUGGAGAAGUAUCGACAUCUGGUCCAGACGGUGAAGUAUCGACAUCUGGUCCAGACGGUGAAGUAUCGACUUCGAUUCCAGAUGGUGAAGUAUCGACAUCUGGUCCAGACGGUGAAAUAUCGACCUCGAUUCCAAAUGGAGAAGUAUCGACAUCUGAACCAGGCGGUGAAGUAUCGACAUCUGAACCAGGCGGUGAAGUAUCGACAUCUGGUCCAGACGGUGAAGUAUCGACUUCUAUUCCAAAUGGAGAAGUAUCGACAUCUGGUCCAGACGGUGAAAUAUCGACUUCGACUCCAGACGGUGAAGUAUCGACAUCUGGUCCAGACGGUGAAAUAUCGACUUCGAUUCCAAAUGGAGAAGUAUCGACAUCUGGUCCAGACGGUGAAAUAUCGACUUCUAUUCCAAAUGGAGAAGUAUCGACAUCUGGUCCAGACGGUGAAAUAUCGACUUCGACUCCAGACGGUGAAGUAUCGACAUCUGGUCCAGACGGUGAAGUAUCGACAUCUGAACCAGGCGGUGAAGUAUCGACAUCUGGUCCAGACGGUGAAGUAUCGACAUCUGGUCCAGACGGUGAAGUAUCGACUUCGAUUCCAAAUGAAGAAGUAUCGACAUCUGGUCCAGGCGGUGAAGUAUCGACAUCUGGUCCAGGCGGUGAAGUAUCGACAUCUGAACCAGGCGGUGAAGUAUCGACAUCUGAACCAGGCGGUGAAGUAUCGACUUCGAUUCCAGACGGUGAAGUAUCGACUUCGAUUCCAGACGGUGAAGUAUCGACAUCUGGUCCAGACGGUGAAGUAUCGACAUCUGGUCCAGACGGUGAAGUAUCGACAUCUGGUCCAGACGGUGAAGUAUCGACAUCUGGUCCAGACGGUGAAGUGUCGACUUCGAUUCCAAAUGAAGAAGUAUCGACAUCUGGUCCAGGCGGUGAAGUAUCGACAUCUGGUCCAGGCGGUGAAGUAUCGACAUCUGGUUCAGACGGUGAAAUAUCGACUUCUAUUCCAAAUGGAGAAGUAUCGACAUCUGGUCCAGACGGUGAAGUAUCGACAUCUGGUCCAGGCGGUGAAGUAUCGACAUCUGGUCCAGGCGGUGAAGUAUCGACAUCUGGUCCAGACGGUGAAAUAUCGACUUCUAUUCCAAAUGGAGAAGUAUCGACAUCUGGUCCAGACGGUGAAAUAUCGACUUCGACUCCAGACGGUGAAAUAUCGACUUCGAUUCCAAAUGGAGAAGUAUCGACAUCUGGUCCAGAUGGUGAAGUAUCGACUUCGAUUCCAAAUGGAGAAGUAUCGACAUCUGAACCAGGCGGUGAAGUAUCGACAUCUGGUCCAGGCGGUGAAGUAUCGACAUCUGGUCCAGGCGGUGAAGUAUCGACAUCUGGUCCAGACGGUGAAGUGUCGACUUCGAUUCCAGACAGUGAAGUAUCGACAUCUGGUCCAGACAGUGAAAUAUCGACUUCGAUUCCAAAUGGAGAAGUAUCGACAUCUGGUCCAGACGGUGAAAUAUCGACUUCGACUCCAGACGGUGAAAUCAGCCCAACGACUGAUGCCCCAACCACAGAACCAGAUCUAGUGAACUCAGAAACUGAAAAUCAUUUGUGCAUCGUAUCGCCUGGUAAAACAUCGAAAUGUUGUUCGUUAUGUCCUAUGUCAGGUGACACUAUAGUGAUAAAUAUUAGCAAACCCUGUAAGCUUAUUAUGAAUAUUGAAUCAGAAUCACCAAGCGGUUGUGACUGUAGUAAAUGUCCACAAACUACACAAAGGACUGAAACUAGCGACAAUGAUCUUACAACCGCUGAUCCAAAAACUACGGCUGUUCCUACAUCAAAAAAUGAUCAAACAGCGACAAGUUCGUUAGCUAGCACUAAUUCUCCUCCAACAACAUCUGCUCCAUCAACAACUGCUGGUUCAACAACUGAAGAUGAAGGAGAGCUGAAUAUAUCACAGCAGGUUAGCAACACAGACUCGGAAGAAGAUGAAGACGAGGGAGAGCUGAAAAUAUCGCAACAGUUUUAGCGGAUAUUAAGUAGUUUUUGAUAUUUUUAUUUUAACUAUGAUUAAUAUUUAUUGAAUUACAAAUAGGUUAAUUUUUUGUAAAAUAUUUUGUGAAUAAACUAAUUUAUUGUAUUGAUA